Messenger RNA from Trichomonas vaginalis G3, 1113 nucleotides. Its product is annotated as glucokinase family. Gene Ontology annotation, biological process: glucose 6-phosphate metabolic process; glycolytic process. Bases 1 to 1113 code for a protein of 370 amino acids. The record is from RefSeq and is a predicted model, not a curated record. Gene Ontology annotation, molecular function: glucokinase activity; D-glucose binding; ATP binding. The transcript has a single exon. Lineage: Eukaryota; Parabasalia; Trichomonadida; Trichomonadidae.
AUGAUUGAACUUUCCAAGCUCAAUCCUAUGAAGAACUGGGGGCUCAACAGAGUUUUAGGUUACUGUGUUGCUGGUGACGUGGGUGCUUCUGGCAUUCGUAUUCGCCUUUCCAAUCCGGCCAAUUCAACCGAAAUAAUUGAUAUUCCCCAUCAAAAAGCAAAGAAUGCGCAAAUGCUCUUGGAUGCACUUAACAAUACACUGAGUGUUAUCCAAAAAGCUGUUCCAAAAGCAAAAUGUUUUGGUUCAUCAAUUGCAAUCACAGGACUUAGAAAGGGUGAUGACAUUAUUCCAAGUAAUUGGGCUCCUCCGGAUGAAGUUAGAACAAUCAGAACGAGACUCUUCCCAGAAGGAAUGUAUCCAAAGGAACAUCAUGUCCUCUUAAACGAUCUUGAAGCAUGUGCUUAUGGUGUUCUUGCAAUGGAUGAGCAAGGCAAAUGCUCGCAAUACUUCAGAAAGCUUUGGGGACCAGGAAAAAGCAUUGUCGGAAAACAUAGAACUGCAGUUAUGGCGUUAGGUUCUGGUCUCGGUGCUGCAUUGAUUCUCAAGGAGCCAUUCAAUGACAAGCCUUUCGUUUUGGCUACUGAAUUCGGUUAUCUUCAAAUGCCAACUGUCAUGAAAGCUCAUGAGAACUACGACUAUGAACGAAAGAUCGUCCAGUACACAUCAGAUUACUACUAUGAAGGCGCAACAUGCCCAGGCUUCGAAGACUUCUCAUCUGCAAGAGCAAUCAGAUCUCUUCAUAAAUUCUGGGUCCCAUCAUCUGAAUUAGAAGCAGGUGAUAUCUCAAAGUUGGCAAAGAAUGGAGAUAAGCAGGCUUAUCAAGCAAUGGCACAACAUUACAUCUAUUACUCUCGUCUUGCCAGAACAUUCGCUCUUGGAAUGAAGUGCGAUUCUAUAGUUAUGGCUCUUUCAAACCAAGUUGCUAAUGAUUACCUUAUCACUGAGAUUGCCGGAAAGAUGAAGGAUGAAUUCUUCGACGGAACACAUCCUGACUGGAUCAAGGAUACAAGUGUUUACUCUCAAAACAUUGAUCAUAACUUCAACCUCUUCGGAGCAACAUACAUGGCUCAUAGAGCAAUGAACAACGUAACAGUCCAAAAUACAUAUUUGUAA